Messenger RNA from Punica granatum (pomegranate), 4174 nucleotides. The record is from RefSeq and is a predicted model, not a curated record. NCBI's taxonomy places the organism in Eukaryota, Viridiplantae, Streptophyta, Magnoliopsida, Myrtales, Lythraceae.
AGGAUUUCCUGCUAACAAGUUGGUGCUUGGCCUCCCCUUGCAUGGAUACGCAUGGAAGCUGGAGAAUGUGAAUGAAAAUUCUGUUGGGUCCCCAGCAGACGGUCCCGUUUUAACAGCUGAUGGCUCCAUCGGGUAUAAGAUCAUGAAGUCCUAUAUUCGGGAUAUCGGGUAUGGGACGACAUCAGUGUAUAAUUCCUCCUACGUUGUGGAUUUUUUCAUCAAGGGGUCUACUUGGAUUAAUUUUGAUGGUCCCGAGGUAAUCAGAAGGAAAGUUGCAUAUGCGAAGGAGAAGGGACUUUUGGGUUACAAGGUGUUCCAAGUCGCAAAUGAUGCUGACUGGGUUCUUUCUCGAGCAGCCAUGGAAGCAAGUGAAGGUCGAAAAAGGAACCAAAUUUUGCUGCCGGUUGCCAUUGCUACAGCAGCUGCUUUAGGUAUCCUCCUGCUUUUUGGUGUGAUAUUUUACUUGCGAGGCAGACGCAUAUCAAGAGGGUUCUUGGGAGUGAUAAAGAGAUUAAUCCAAAGAUCAAAAUGCGGUAUGUGGUCUCCUGGAAGUCUUGAAAGUGAUACUCCUAAUCUGCAAGUAUUCAGCUAUGCUACCCUCAAAGCAGCAACCAAUAACUUCUCAGCCGAAAAUAAGCUUGGAGAGGGUGGUUUCGGGCCCGUUUAUAAGGGUAAGUUGCGCAAUGGGCCGGAAAUAGCAGUGAAGAAGUUGUCCAAAAACUCGAACCAAGGUCUUGAGGAGUUCAAGAAUGAAGUCAUGUUAACUGCAAGACUUCAACAUGUGAACUUGCUUCGAGUUUUGGGAUUUUGCACUGACCGGGAAGAGAAGAUGUUGAUCUAUGAGAAUAUGCCAGGGAAAAGCUUGGACUUCUACAUAUUCGAUCCAGUUAGAAGAAAUAUUUUGGACUGGGAUAAAAGAUUGCAAAUCAUCGAGGGGGUCACUCAAGGUCUCCUUUACCUGCAAGAAUAUUCAAACUGCACGAUCGUUCAUCGGGAUCUGAAAGCCAGCAACAUUUUGCUUGACAGCGAGAGGAACCCCAAGAUAUCAGAUUUUGGCAUCGCGAGAAUCUUUCGGAAGAACGAACUUGAAGCAAACACCGGUCGAAUUGUUGGGACAUUCGGUUGUGUUCCUCCUGAAUACGUGAGGAGGGGUAUAUACUCGAUGAAGUACGAUGUUUACAGCUUCGGAGUACUUGUCUUGCAAAUAAUCAGCGGCAAGAAGACGAACUGUCGCUACGGCCCAAGCGAGAACCUGAACCUUCUUGAAUAUGCAUACGAGACAUGGAUAAGCGGUGAAGGCAUGGAGUUCAUUGACCCAUCACUGGUCGAUUCAGCCUCGUCUUGUAAGCUCACAAGGUGUCUGCAAAUUGCCCUCUUAUGUGUGCAAGAAAAUCCCAUGGACAGGCCUUCGAUGUUGGAGAUCUCUUCGAUGCUAAGAAACGGGACUUCAGAAAUCACCUCUCCGAAGCGACCUGCAUUCUCUAUCAAAAAAGAUGAGGAUGGAGGUGAGGCGAAAGUAGGUAGUGCAGCAGAAGAGAUUUAUUCUAUAAAUGAUGCGACGGUGUCCGAAUUAUUUCCCCGCUUUCUCAACGGAAUCCUUACACGACCAAGUCGUCAACAUGUCCUUGUCGUCUCCUCAGCAGAAACUCCCUCUCAUUUUCUCCUUAAAAUGGGAGAAAAAUCUUUCCCUUCUUCCCCUCUCUCUCUAAUGGCGGCUAAGACCCCCACCUCCCUCUCCACCUGCUUCUGCAUCUUCUUCUUCUUCCUCCUCCUCUGCAACUUCUUCUCCUCGUCAAUAUCCCAGCAAUGGGUUCGCUCCGGCUACUACUUCUCAGGCAGCGAAAUCCCCGUCUCUGACAUCGACUCUGCUCUGUUCACCCACCUCAUAUGCUCCUUCGCUUACAUCAACUCCUCCACCUUUGAGCUCUCCAUCAACUCCUCAGAGCUCCCGAGCUUCUCGAGCUUUACGAGCACCGUCAGGCGCAAGAACGAUAGGAUCAUCACCCUUUUGUCCGUUUGGGCUGGGGGAGAUGACCCUGCCAUUUUCGAGUCCAUGGUGGGUAAUUCUUCUUCAAGGCCGGUCUUCGUCAGUUCCUCAAUCAAAGCAGCUCGAUCCUUUGGCUUCAAUGGGCUCGAUCUGACUGGGUUUGUUCCCAGUGAGACCACCAACAUGACAAAUUUCGGUGCUUUUCUGGAUGAACUGAGAGAAGGUACUGAUUCUGAGUCAAAAACAUCUCAGAAAACCCGGUUGCUUCUGACAAUGGCCGGUUACUGCCAAAAAGUCUUUGACGUGAGUCUCCCAAUCGACCCAAUCGACUCGAUGAGUCGGAGCUUGGAUUGGCUCAAUAUUAUUGCCUACGACUACCAUUUGCCCACCAAGGAGAGAUACAUUUACCCGCACGCCCCUCUUUUCGACCCAAAGAGCCAAAACAACACUGAUUUCUGUAUAAUUGGUUACAUAACUCGAGGAUUUCCUGCUAACAAGUUGGUGCUUGGCCUCCCCUUCCAUGGAUACGAAUGGAAGCUGGAGAAUGUGAAUGAAAAUUCUGUUGGGUCCCCAGCAGACGGUCCCGUUUUCACAGCUGAUGGCUCCAUUGGGUAUAAGAUCGUGAAGUCCUAUAUUCGGGAAAUCGGGUAUGGGACGACAUCGGUGUAUAAUUCCACGUACGUUGUGGAUUUUUUCAUCAAAGGGUCUACUUGGAUUAAUUUUGAUGGUCCCGAGGUAAUCAGAAGGAAAGUUGCAUAUGCACAGGAAAAGGGACUUUUGGGUUACAAUGUGUUCCAAGUCGCAAAUGAUGCUGACUGGGUUCUUUCUCGAGCAGCCAUGGAAGCAAGUGAAAGUCGAAAAACGAACCAAAUUUUGCUGCCUGUUGCCAUUGCUGCAGCUGCUUUAGGUAUCCUCCUGCUUUUUGGUGUGAUAUUUUACUUGCGAGGCAGACGCAUAUCAAGAGGGUUCUUGGGAGUGAUAAAGAGAUUAAUCCAAAGAUCGAAAUGCGGUAUAUGGUCUCGUGAAAGUCUUGAAAGUGAUACUCCUAAUCUGCAAGUAUUCAGCUAUGCUACCCUCAAAGCAGCAACCAAUAAUUUCUCAGCUGAAAAUAAGCUUGGAGAGGGUGGUUUCGGACCUGUUUAUAAGGGUAAGUUGCGCAAUGGGCAGGAAAUAGCAGUGAAGAAGUUGUCCAAAAACUCGAACCAGGGUCUCGAGGAAUUCGAGAAUGAAGUCAUGUUAACUGCAAGACUUCAACAUGUGAACUUGCUUCGAGUUUUGGGAUUUUGCACUGACCGGGAAGAGAAGAUGCUGAUCUAUGAGUAUAUGCCAAGGAAAAGCUUGGACUUCUACCUACUCGAUCCCAUUAGGAGAUACUAUUUGGACUGGGAGAAAAGAUUGCACAUCAUAGAAGGGGUUACUCAAGGGCUUCUUUACCUGCAAGAAUACUCGAAUUUCACGAUAAUUCAUCGGGAUCUGAAAGCCAGCAAUAUUUUACUUGACAGCGAGAUGAACCCCAAGAUAUCAGAUUUCGGAAUUGCGAGAAUCUUUCGGAAGAACGAACUUGAAGCAAACACUGGACGGAUUGUUGGGACUUACGGUUAUGUUCCUCCUGAAUACGUGAGGAAGGGAAUAUACUCGAUGAAGCACGAUGUUUACAGCUUCGGAGUACUUCUCUUGCAAAUAAUUAGCAGCAAGAGGACAACUUGUUACUAUGGCCUGUACGAGAACCUGCACCUUCUUGAAUAUGCUUACGAGACAUGGAUAAGCGGUGAAGGCAUGGAGUUCAUCGACCCAUCACUGGACGACUCGGCCUCGUCCUGCAAGCUUGCAAGGUGCAUGCAGAUAGCCCUCUUAUGUGUGCAAGAAAAUCCCGAGGACAGGCCCUCAAUGUUGGAGAUAUCUUCGAUGCUAAGAAACGGAACUUCAGAAAUCACCACCCCGAAGAGACCUGCAUUCUCUGUUAAGAAAGACAAAGAUGGAGGUGAGACGAAAGUAGAUACUAUAUCAGAGACAAUUUACUCUGUAAAUGAUGUGACAGUUUCUGAAUUAUUUCCACGAUGAGCUCGAAGUUCUUUUAAGUGUGUGUACAUAAUCUUAAAUCAUGUGAGAACAAAAUUUUGGCAGACGACUUUGACAUAAAUUGUUUGCCUCUAAGCUGGUUGUGUGUCGUAGUUUUCUUUGUGCAAA